This is a messenger RNA of Neurospora tetrasperma FGSC 2508, 1687 nucleotides long. RefSeq lists its product as uncharacterized. The transcript is spliced from 2 exons. The record is from RefSeq and is a predicted model, not a curated record. The coding region runs from base 8 to 946 and encodes 312 amino acids. NCBI's taxonomy places the organism in Eukaryota, Fungi, Ascomycota, Sordariomycetes, Sordariales, Sordariaceae.
AUUCGACAUGUCUUCGUCCCUCUCACGGGCAUUCACGACCCGGCGGAUCAGGCAGUUUUCGCAGUCGUCGGAGCCCGACCACCCGAUCCAGCCACGGAGCAACCUCCAGAAAGUGUCGAUGACUUCCUUGCGCCACAAGAUUUCGGCCCCUGUCAAGCUCGUACACACCACCAACGUGUUGGCAUACAAUGCGCCGGAUCUUCACCCCCAGUCUGCCACUUCAACCAAAUCGUCAUUCCUGAAAUCCGACGAUGACUUGUCUGACAGCACGCAUACUCGCACUUCAUCUCCCCCCACCAGCCCCGAUAUCGACGAGGCCCCCGAUCGGGGCCUGUCUCUAGAGCCAAACCACCUUUCCUGCUACUUCACUGCCGACAAAUUGACGACAUCUCCCGUUACCACUCACCAGCCGUCACCGCUGGCUGAGGCUCCUCUCGUUCCCACGCGCGCACCUUCCCACACCAAGAAGUCAUACGAUUCUCGAGCCAGCUUCAACUUCUCUCAACCGCGGUCAAGGAGCACCUCUGUAUCAUCAGUCAGCACCCCUCCGUCUCCUUCGUCCUACCAAAAGAAGAGGCCGCAAGUCUCGGUGCCCCCCUCCGUCAGCCACUCGAUUCCCUCUGCUACAGCUUCCCCUGCUUCUCCGUCGAGGCAAAGACGCGAAACCGAGUCACCAGCUCGCAGUCACAGGACAGAGUUCUCGCAUUCUCACCACCCCUUUGGGCAGGAAUUGGCCCAGGUAACGGAGAUCGCUGAGGAGUACGGUGUGAAGGAGAAGCUGAACGAGUUUGCUGCGGAGGAACAGGAGAUGGCGGCCACGGGACUGUGCAAGUUCAUCGCCGAGGAUUACCUAAAGGAGAUUCGGGGAUUCUUUGUUACUUUCUACGGCGUCGAGCCUGUUGAGCCUAGUACACCGGCUGCGACCCCGGCUAGCGCGUGGAUUUGAUGUGCCUAUUGAAGCACGUCGAUCGAUUUCAGCUUGCGAUUUUACGACUGUCAAAGCCACUUGGUAUAGGACAGCCUUCCACUGGACAUGUACGAUUCUGGGGUGUUAUCACGAGGUCGACCUGAACCAGAAAAGAGGUGUCGAACAACGAUGGACGUCCCCAGCUAUUGCCUGGGUCGGGUCUCGGAUCAGCCUCAUAUACCUUCGAACAGUGUCCCUUGAGCCUGAAAUACGAAGGAUUCUUCAUCAAACUUGUUGUUACUCUUUCAACAACCGUUACCCACAAGGGCUUCUGAAGGCGACGAUGGAUGUAUGCAUGGAAAACGGCGAAAUGGCCAUGGAAGGGAAGAUGCUACGUUUAUGCUAUUAUUCCUUUCUCUCUUUUUCUUUAUUUUGUUGUUGUAUUUUUUUUCCUUUGUUGUACAUCAUGUUGGGGGAUAGGUUGGCGGUUCGGUGGUUCAGUUUGGUUUGAUGUUUGAUACCUCUUCGCUCGUGCGCCAUACAGUUGAUCUUGAGGCGUGGGGAAUGUUCUAUUCUUAUUUUGUUUUUUUUUUCUUCUUUUCAAAUCCUUGUUAUCUUGGUUACCGAACCGAUGUCUCACUAUACUAUGUAUGGGUGUAACGUGUGGAAUCGAAAGCACGGGAGAUACACACGCAUAUACUGCACUCUAAUUCACAGGCCGUUACCUACUGCUCUUUGCGUCAUUCUGUACUUCAGAUGUUAAUAGUAAACUCUUAUGCC